CCGACACUAGUGCCAUCAAACGAGCCAACUCGGCCUCCUCGCUCGCAGGCAGGCCUCUGUGUGUUUUGUGCUCGCGCGGAAGCGACUCGGCUCUUUGCGACUGCAUUCUUUCAGUGUGUUUUCCAGCAGGUUGUGCUGCAGAGGAGCUUCGCCAGGACUUGCCCUGCCACGGCCGCCGCCUCGGGUAGAGAGGAAGGGAAGGAAGAGUGGGCCGGCAGUGAGAUGCGGCGGCAGCAGACGAAAUGGAGGCCGCGUCGCAGAGCACGUGCUUCGGCGGGAGCGUCGGCGCCGGCUGGCGACUGUCUGAGGCGCGCCCCCGGAGGCGAGUGGUGCGGCGGCCGCUAGGACGGCCGCAUGUAGAGCUGCGUGUGAAGGAAGAGUGCAAGAAAAGCGCCAGAGAGUGAAGCAAUUGGGAGACGGUGCGAUCGGGCCGGCCUCGGACUGAAACGCGGUGGGGUUUCUCGGACUCGGCGCCCGGGGCGAGGGGGGUAGCAAGGCGAACGUGUGCACGUGCCGCCGGCCGCCGUCGGCCGUCUCGAACGCCCUCUACCGCAGCGGCAACAUGGCCCGCAGGAUGGCCUUCCACCUGCCGGGCAGCAAGCAGUCCAAGGGCGGCAUCGGCGCCUCCGCCUGCUACUACCCGCCCACCUACUUCCAGCACCACGCGGCCUCCUCGUCCACCUCCUCGUCCGUGGCGGCCGCCUCCUCGCACAACCCCUCGUCCAGCCACGGCCUCCUGCUGCGCGCCACCCCGGACUCGGACGACCUGCUGCUCGAGGAGAUCUCCGUCGUGUCCUCCAACGCCGACCCUGGACACGUGACUUACGGCAGCGGCAGCCUCGCCGCUAACGGACCUAGGGUCGUGCCCGGUAUCAUCACGAGCGGAGGCCGCGGCGGGCUGAACGAGCGGCUGAGCUCGUCUGGCACGCGGCUGGACUCGAGCUCGAGCCCGGUGUGCCACUUCAACAGCCGCAACGUGGACACUGUUUCGUCGCGCGUGUCCGGGGGGCCGUGUGCCGCGGCGGUGGCCGCGGCAGCGGCUUCGGCGGCGGUCAGACAAUCGCCCAUCGACAUGGUGACGGGGCGGGCGGCGAGCGGUGACAAACGUUUUUCGCGCGACUCGGUGUCGGGCGGCGGCGGCGGCGGUGGCUACGCGAACCGUUCGAACGCCGCCUCUUCGGAGCUGGACAUCAGCCGGAAGACGCGCGAGGCCCGCAGACGAGACAUCCGGUCGCGGCUGCGGCUCGACAAGUGGGAGCCGCCCCAGGCGGGUGCCGCGCCCCACCACCAUCCGCACCCGCAGCCGCACCCGCACCCCCAGGUGCAGGGUGUGCCCCGUAGCAGCGCCUCCUGCCGGCCAGGUGCCGCCAGCGGCGGCGGCGGCAGCGGCGCCGGAUCCAGCAGCGGCCAUGUCAAGGGCCUCGGCUGUCGAUGGUCGUUCGUCUUCGACCCCGCGGGCAGGCUGUGCUACUAUUGGUCCAUGGUGGUCUCGCUCGCCUUCCUAUACAAUUUUUGGGUGCUCAUCUACAGGUUCGCGUUCCAAGAAAUAACUCGGGAGUCACUGUUGUACUGGUUCUGCCUGGACUACUUCUCGGACUUCCUGUAUCUGCUGGACAUCGCGGUGCACUUCCGCACGGGCUAUCUGGAGGACGGCGUGCUGCAGACGGACUCGACCAAGCUGCGGCACCACUACAUGAACUCGACGACGUUCUACAUCGACUGCCUGUGUUUGCUGCCGCUCGACUUCCUCUACCUGUCGAUCGGCUUCAACUCCAUCCUCAGGUCGUUCCGUCUGGUCAAGAUCUACCGCUUCUGGGCGUUCAUGGACCGCACUGAAAGACACACCAACUACCCAAACUUGUUUCGUGCCACUAGUUUGAUACAUUACUUGUUAGUGAUAUUCCAUUGGAACGGGUGUUUGUACCACAUAAUUUAUAAGAACAACGGCUUCGGCAGCAAGAACUGGGUGUUUGGUGAUUCCGAAAGUGCUGACGUGGUCAAACAGUACCUGCAGAGCUACUACUGGUGCACGCUCGCGUUGACCACGAUCGGGGACCUGCCCCGGCCGCGCAGCAAGUCCGAGUACCUGUUCGUCAUCGCGCAGCUGCUCUUCGGACUGCUGCUUUUCGCCUCUGUGCUCGGACACGUGGCAAACAUAGUGACCAACGUCAGCGCCGCCAGAAAGGAGUUUCAGGCCAAGUUGGACGGCGUGAAAACUUACAUGCGGAUGCGUCGGGUGCCCAACCAUCUGCAGGUGAAGGUGAUCAAGUGGUUCGACUACCUCUGGCUUACCCAAAAGUGCUCAGAUGAAGAAAAGGCCGUCAGUUGUCUUCCAGAUAAACUGAAGGCUGAAAUCGCCAUCAACGUACACCUAGAUACUUUGAAGCGAGUAGAAAUCUUCCAGAACACAGAAGCUGGCUUCUUGUGUGAACUAGUUCUGCGAUUACGCCCAGUGCUCUUUUCUCCGGGAGAUUUCAUCUGCAGGAAAGGGGAGGUGGGCAAGGAGAUGUACAUAGUCAACAGAGGCCGGUUGCAGGUGGUGGCUGACAACGGUAGAACGGUGCUGGCCACCCUCAAAGCAGGUUCCUACUUUGGUGAAAUCAGCAUUCUCAACAUGGGAACAGCGGGUGAGUGUAAUCGAAGAACUGCUAGUGUUAAGUCUGUGGGCUAUAGCGACCUGUUCGUGCUCUCCAAGAAGGACAUGUGGGAUGUCUUGAAGGAGUAUCCAGCGGCGAGAGUGAGACUAGAGGCAAUCGCCGUCAAGCGCCUUGAGAAAUACAAAAAGGCGCCUCUCGAAAGAGCUGCCAUGGGCAGGAGCCAGUCGACGCCCGGUCUGGUCGAGUCCAAGGGCCGCAUUCCGCUGGAGGAGAUGUGGGUGUCGCCGUUAGCUCCGUCAGGUGCCUCAAGCCUUGGCCCACCGCCUUAUUCGGCCAACUCGUUGUUUAGCCCUUCUCAUAGUCCCAGUAAUAGAUCUCGUAGCGGCGUGUCGCAGAAAGCGCUGACCUCGUCACCGGCGCUGUCGUCGUCGGGCCACUCGUCGGACGACGAGCGGCGCUGCGCCGACGUCACGGCACCGUCGAGCCUGAAACCAUCAGCAGCAGGCAAACAAGCUGACAUGGAGUCCGGCCUGGCGAGCCUUUCGGUGUACGACGACGCGGAGGCGGGUCUGCUAGCGAGCGGCGGCUGCGGCGGCGGCGCGGCGUCGAGCAUCGCGAGCGGCGUCGUGUCGGACGCGCUGCUGAAGGAGGAGAUCAAACGUUUGCGCGAGCGACUCAUGAUGCUGGAGACGGAGAACGCGGCCAUGAGCGUCAAGCUGAACCAGCAACAGUGGGAAGUGGAGCACCGGCUGGCCGAGAUCGAAAUGCAGAUCUGCGGCGGCUCCAGCGCCGAGUCGAGCGCCGAGGACAAUGAGCGCAACCGCGAGUCGUUUAUUUAACUCUCGAUAAAACCAACCGCGACAACACAACAACAACAACAACAACUAACACACAGACACACGCAAAACAGCUCAAGGAAUUCGCUUCUUGUUCGUUCGUUGAUGAUUCGUUCUGGUUGAUUGGUCUCUCUGUAUCGAAAAUGAUUGAUUCAAAGCAACGCAGAAAGCCCGCUGGCUUGUUGAAUUAUUCUAAUAAUUGAUAAGAUUGUAUUGUUAGAGAUUAUCCAUUUUUGUAGUUUUAAACGACGUCCAAAGCGGAGCUGCUUCUUUCACUCGACUUAAUUUUUUUAUUCAUACCCACGCAUGAGCGAUUGAUUGGUGUUUGAAUUUCAUAUCACAGAAAUGCUCAAUGACAUUCCAAUGCUGCCAUUCGGGCUAAGACAAGCAAGUUAUAUACUAUUUCAUGGCAUGCGUGUUGCACAGGUUGCAUAAAUUCUGUUUUUUAAAUAAAAUUAUAAGAAAAGUUGUGAAUUAAAAAUAUUUUGGGAUGUGCAAAGAACUGAUUUAGCGUGUAUAAUAUUUAAAUCUUUUAAUCGGGUUUUCAGCACAAAUUGAUAUGCUUUUAGGCCGAAUAAAAAUUGUUUUUUGUCAUUUUCAUUAAAAAUAUGACAAUAAUUAGUAUAUUUUAUAUUUUUAGCCCUGAAACUCAUGUUCAAAGGAUUCACUCACGCCAUUGACCACUGAAAGAGGGUGUAGAUCACAGGAAUUUAAAAAAUAGGGCGUGUAGAGUAAAUUAGUUCCCCAAAAAAGCGCAAAAAUUAAACUUUCGGUUUUACCAAUAUUAAUAAAAAAAUCCAUUUCGUAGAAAUUAUACAAUAAUAAACUAUUAAAUAUUUAUGUUAAUUUGAUGAUCUUAAUGUAUCUUGCACAUCCCUUACAAUAUUUUCCGACAGAAUAAAUAGUCUUGCGGAAAACAAAAACGUUACUAACGUAAACAUUUAAAUUUGAAUCCCUUACGCAGCAGCUCUGCUUUUAUUCACACAUCAAAAAUGCAUCAAAUCUCGACACACUCGCGUCAGGAAUCGUUUGAUUUGCAAUUUCGGUGUCGUUCUAUGAGCCGACAACAAAUACACACAAAAACAAGAAUGACGGAACAACUAACUAAAAUCAACGGGGAUCAAUUAAAUGCUUUGGGAAUCACGCUGUUAACGAUGAAUACACACACGACAUAACACGGUUCUAUCUAAAAUGUGGUUUAAAUAACGAGGCAAGCCGUUUUUUCUAACUAAGAUAAUUGUGAUCAAAGAUCAUCUCCCACAACAAACAAACAAACAAACAAACACCGUACUAGUGGCCCGAGACUGUGGAAAAGUCGGACGGCGUAUCUAAAUCAGCAGGCGGCCCCCCGCAGAGGCAAACGCACGCAAAAACAGACACGAAAUUCGCAAUAAAAGGUGAGAGUGAGUGGAAAGAAACGAAAAAAGCUUGCGUGCGAGCGAGCCGCGGGCCGCAGGCGCCAAGAGCGAGUUACCUGUUUCUGAGAGUAAUUAAAUUUAUCUAAUUCAAACGUAAAAAUCGACUUAAAACAAGAGAAAGUGAAAUUGUAAAUAGAUCGCGCCACACGGGAUACAAUUAACUAUUAAUUACUACUAAUUAUGCUAUAACUAUGACGCAAAAAUGUGAUCUUUCCUCAAACAACUAGAUUUUUAAUACAUAAAAUAAUUAUAUUAAUAAGACGAAAACCGGUAAAUAAGAAGAAUCGCGCGUGAAAAACGAAAAUCAGCCAAAUAUGAGUGCAAAUAAGAGAGUGCUUGAGAGUGGUUAAAUGAACUGUUGAUUUCAUUCGAACGCAUUAACAUUAUACACAUGACAUCUGCCUUAAAACGAGAGAGCUAUAAAUUAAACACACACGCAUGAGAAUUUUAGACGAGGGAGAGUGUCGGAGCGGCCUAUCAGGACAAAUUAAUUGAAAAAUUGUGUAAAUUUAAAAUGCAGAACCAAUCAACUCAUUGUAUGAAACAAAAGACAGGUCUUCAAGCGUGCGCACGACUAAUUUUGCAGAAACGUGCAGAAAUGCGACGUCAAGAAAACAUACACACACACACACACACACAUAUAUAAUUUUACGCUUUCGUGAUCGACACCGCGUGUCGAUCUAGUGGUGCGCAAAAAUUUACGGAAAAAAACAAACGCCGUUUGGAUUUCAAAAAUCCGCUACCAUACAUUAUUUGUCGGCCAGCUCGACAAGAAAUCGUUUAUUCAAAUAAGCAACUCACUUCGAGAGGGCAUUUUAUACCAAAAAAGAAGAGACGAGAUGACACUUUUUGGUUUUCCUUUCGUCACUUACACAUAAUCACACGCAAGAAGCCAAACGCAAAUCAUCCACAACACGUCAGCCACUUCGACUUCCUAUACUCUGUCAAAGCUAACACUCUGUCUUUAAAUGUAGACAAGAUGUUUCAAUUAUUCCAGUAAGAGAGUGCAUUUCAAAAUAAAUAUUGACGAAAAAUGUCAUAUCUGCUGAUUUACAGUCAAAUUUAUAAAAAAUUUAUUAAAAAUUCCUAAAUAAUGUUGUUGGGUAAUUCUCGGAAAUGCACUCUCGUCCACCAAAUAUUGGUCGAGCAUUCUGGAUUUCCGUUUAAGUGAAUGAUGUAAGAAAUUAAUCUGGAAAUUUCGAAACAACAUUAACAAAUUUGUCAAAAACUGGGAACGGGGACAGGACGUAAUCAAAAUAGCGCCUGUAAAAUUUGUAAAACGAAGAGGAUGGCAAAUAAUUUUCUCAGAUCAAUUGGUGUCUUUUCAAUCAUCCUGUUUAAAAGUAGCAACUUUCAUGUCCACGUACAGCUGACUCACAGAUUAUUGUAACCAUAAAACACACACAAACACUCCUUGCCCAAUCACACACACACAAACAAACACACACUAAUUAAGGACAAGUUUGCUCUUUCGAUUUAUUAUUAAUUUCUAGGAUAUAGAACUUAGAUUGUGGACAAUUACUAGUUGAUGCUGUAGACGCGAGUGCGGCAGCAGUUUUUAAUUUAGGAUCAACACACUUUUGCACACGUUUUACGAAGUACAUAUGAUGUUGAACUGGAAAUUGACAACAGCAUUGUUUGUGUUAAUCUCUCUGGUGACGCGUAUUUAGUUGAAAUGUUUCGAAUUUUAUCUGUUGGCGACACAGAAAACUGAUUUCAUUGCUUUUCUGGGCUCAUUGCAUGGCACUAAAUCUGGCUAUUUUACUGAUCAUUGUAAAUAAUACAAAAUGCUCCAAACACUUGUUGUGUACAUGAAAAAGAGAGAGUAUUAUGUAAUAAAUGAGGAAUUAUAUAAAGAAUUUUAUUGUAUGGUUACACA
This is a messenger RNA of Cloeon dipterum, 6730 nucleotides long. Its product is annotated as potassium voltage-gated channel subfamily H member 3. The record is from RefSeq and is a predicted model, not a curated record. Gene Ontology annotation, molecular function: protein-containing complex binding; intracellularly cGMP-activated cation channel activity; cGMP binding. Gene Ontology annotation, cellular component: plasma membrane; intracellular cyclic nucleotide activated cation channel complex. Gene Ontology annotation, biological process: monoatomic cation transmembrane transport. The transcript is spliced from 11 exons. The coding region runs from base 563 to 3436 and encodes 957 amino acids. Lineage: Eukaryota; Metazoa; Arthropoda; Insecta; Ephemeroptera; Baetidae.